AGUGAACGCACUCGUACUUACUUUCAAUAUACUAAGAGAUAUAGAUGAAACCCACUUCUCUGCUGUCAUUUUCAUCUCAUGCUCCCCGUCUUCUAGAAGUGUCAGUCUCUCGAAGUCUCAUUUCGUUUUCAUUAAAGUCGUGAGGACGUCUUUAAAAGAUCCAAAAAACCUUCCGUUUGAAAAUGCGUGUCGUUUCUUUGCCGUCUUUUUCCUUGGCCACUGGAGGUGUAAUCCACCUUGUGGCCGGAACGCGCGGAGCGCAUGAAUUUCUGCAGAAAAGCACUUUGUCGCCAGAGCGCGUCUCCGAACUUUUGUCGGAGACGGAAAAUGAGUGGGUCGGCUAUGCUAUGGACGGAGAAGGGUCGCCAGAAAUUGCUAAAUCGAAGAUGGUCACCUCGUGUGGCGACCUGGUGUCAGCUUUGGUCGCUGCUUCAGACGGCGACAAAGACCGCAUGCAGACCUACUUCGGAGAGGUCUGUGCAGUGAGCGGCCACGACAACACUUUCUGCAGCAAUUUCGCUACGACCUUACUGGGUACUGGCAAUGUUUUUUGAGGCGUUGUUCAUUCUGAUUGGUACAUUCACGAUGCACUUGUUAACGCCCUUCUUCCUCUUUUUGUAGUGAAAGACAUUCUAGUCCUCGUGAAAGCCAUGAUCCUCCGUAGAUUGUAUCCGUACCAGAGUCUAGUACAGUGAGUUGCAAUUCAUUUUCAUUGAAGGUUACCUUUCCGACGACAACGAGUCCAACCGCGAGAGCAAGGCUGGUGAAGAAUUCUGUACCGCCUACUGGGGAAGAACUAUUCUGGGUCUCGCUGAGCAGAAGAAGGCUGCCGCGAUUGCAGCCGAAGCGGCUGCACGCGCAGCGUCCGAGAAGCGCGCCGCGGCCGAGAAGCGCGCCGCGGAGGAGAAGCGCGCGGCGGAGGAGGCAGCAGAGCACGAAAAAGAGGCAGCGGAAGAGGCGCGCCACGAGGCCGCUUUAAAGAAAGAAGAAGAAAAAAAAGCCGAAGAAGCCGCGAUGAAGAAAAAGAUCGAGGAGCAAGAACUUUAUGGCUAUGCCCAUGAAAAGUUUACACAGAAAUCAUACUUUUUCCGAUAGCACAGCAAGUAUUGAAAAACGAAAAGUUUAAAGCUGCACUGAGGAAAUCAUACAAGUACCCCGAGGAUGCAAGUAGAAUGAUGGCACGUCAAUGAUUUCUAGCGAAGACGACAGAUCCUGCUCUAAUGAAAUGAGGCGAAGAACCUGAAGAAGUACGAAGCAGCUGUUGUUGCAAGGAAAAAGGCAAAUCCAACUUCCACGAAGGGCAAGAACAAUAGCAACAAGAAGACGGAACAAUCGAAGAAGCCGGAGACUGCUGCCGUCAUUAAGGAGUCCACCAACAAUGCGGACAUUCUCGCGAAGGCAGAGAGUGCAAGGACGCAUGUUGCUGUGGACAUCGCCGAGAACCACUCGGAGUCCCAUAUGCAGGCCAACAAUAUGCCAUCCUCCUCGAAUGAGAAGGACACGACGUCAUCAGCUAGUGCCGGAAUGCAUGGCUUUGUCGCUGGCGCGGAAAAGUACCUCUCAGGGUUUUUCAAUGAGGUCCGCUCCUUGUGGACAUCGACGUCUGCUACGACAUCCUCGAAGCAGUCGGCGUCGGACAAGAAAACGAGCGGUAGUCCUACUUAGUUUUUAGGGUGCUUGUAUAUGUGUUCGAUAACCGUACUUUCUCCGUACUCGUUGUACUUGUACUGCGUAAGGCGUACGUGGAGGAAAGAGAAACAGAAUAUUCGGCUCUUCUCUCAAUCAGGUUUGGAACUUGAAAUAGUCUCUCUUCAGUGUUUGCCGGGCAGAUUGAUACUUGAUAAUAUUUCCAGGUGCCACCGCCCAGUCGUCCGCCAAGCACCGCAACGUUGCUGCGUCGCAUCGUGCAACCUCAGUAGUAAACACCGCCCGCAAGGCAGCACCCAGAGCCCAUCACGAUACGCUCCCGACACUGCACAGCAUGAAGCCAUUGGUCCAGAAGCGCCGCGUGAGCCACAAGAUGGCAGACAUGAUGAGCGACAUGGCUGCUGGGCCUGCUGAAGGAGAACAGGGUUUUCUGGCAAAGAGUGAUGUUGUCGUCGCCUUGCACAACGUCCAGGAGAAGACGAAGGGUGCUAGUAGUGGCAGCAAAAAGACCCAAAAGGAGAACACAGUGAUGAGGAAGACUGAGACGACCACUCCGAUGAACAGCAAGCAAGGCAAGGUGAACGUGAAGUCCGCCUCGUCGGCUAAACAGGAGAAGAUGAAGCACACGACUGCAGCGCAGAAGCUGCGAAGCGCUGCGGCUAACAUCAAGAAUAAGAGCAUCAAGAAGACGAAGAAGGCGUUAUCGAAUAAGAACACAGAGCAUAUGACGAACACACCGACGAAGCACGCAGCUCAGCCGCCAAAUAGUGUCUCCAAAACCACCACCGACCUGCUGAAGCACGAGAAAGCAACCACCACUGUUGCAAAGAAGGAAAAAGUAUAAUUGGAGACAACUCUAAAUCUAAUUUUGCAAGUUUAGAUAUAGGCAUCGUUAAUUAUGUUGUAAAGAAUGUCAACCCUUUGGUCUUCCUCAUCCUCGGUCUAUCUCUUAUAAAAAGUACAGGAACUACGAUCAGUGAGUUGGUUCCGUAAUAUCAAGCAAUGAUGAGGAUGAACUACACCCUGUCAAAAAACUAUAUGAACAUUGAUUAACAUCUUCCGGCAAAGACAACAACUACUACACCCACAACACCUUAGGCUACGGAUGCCAAGGUCGCUGUUGCCGCUAAAGUUGCUGCUAUCAAGUCGCGUAUUGCAGAGAAAUUUGCCACGGCUGCAGUAGACAAGAACGCGAAGAAGAUCACCACAGCAACAACAUCCGCUAUGGCGAAUAUGAACUCGGCCAUUGACAGCGCGAAGGCAGGUGGAGAAGUCAAGCAUGUUGUUGCGUCUGAGAAACAUUAAGGACUUUUUGAUUUUGUUUUGCUUCAAAAAAGUUUUGAUUCCCUUGUUCGGAGGCACUUUUUGCUGACUUUUUUACUUACUUCAGUCCUAGACUAAAUUCAUGUAGUCAGCUUUUCUACUGAAAACGGUUAUUUACUAGGCUCCUGUCAAGAAGAUCAAGAUCUUCAAUAAAACUCGACUUACCCAAAGUGAAAGUGAAACUAGAUGUUGUAGAAGCUUCUAAGUCUACGACCACCAGGUUCUGAACAAAGUCGCCCAUUCUUCCAGUGUACAUGCCGCCGCACCCCAACAGGCGAAGAAGGCUGCAGCUUCGAUGGCCCCGCAGAAGGUAGACCAUCAUGCCUUGGAGCACACGAAGCUGAGUGAGGCCCUUCGUCAUCUCAAGAACAUGUCUGAGAUGCGAAAGUAAAAACCUUAUGUUGAGCUUCUUGAGGUUGGUUCUACUUGUAGAAGUAGUAAGUUGUAAGUACAUGACACAUAUCGGAUUCAGAUUCAGGAAAAUUGUGAAAAAAUGUAAUGAAGAAAAUGAUAAGUUGCACAGACUCAGAGGAUAAUUUGAAGUUUUUUCCAACACAAUCUAAGUAAUUGUGAUUGUUACAGCGUUUUUUUUCCACGAAACAUGAAAUCAGGACUCAUUCAGUUUCAGCCUGCCAUAAAAUCAACCUAUAGCAAUUUGAUCUCAAGGCUAUGUAUUGAUUUGACUCGAUCUUGUAUUUUCAUGAUUUCCUUGUUUGUCGUGAUAUAUGUGGGGAAGAUUGUUCUUCAGUAGAGUUAGACCAAGAUCAGUGCUAGUGUGUUCCCUGCAAUGACACGAAAUGACACGAGAUGUUCCAGUGAGAAUCAAAGUUGUGGAAACCUAAGAAUAGUGCAUUUUGCAAUUUGCGUCAGAAUGGACGAGAACUGUCAACCAAAUUUCGAG
This is a messenger RNA of Amoebophrya sp. A25, 3871 nucleotides long. The record is from the annotation of a GenBank genome assembly. NCBI's taxonomy places the organism in Eukaryota, Dinophyceae, Syndiniales, Amoebophryaceae.